AGCACAUCAAAUUUCCCCUUCCUUCCAUGCAAUAUAUUCCACACUAAAUACCCAAACAAGCCACCCAACCAACCAUGUUUACCUUCUUCUCCCGAUCCCAAACAAGCGGAGGAAAAGGCGGCUGGCAGCGCAUCGGCCUCACCUCCGACUUCCCGGACAUAGACUCUCCGGAAAACAAUGGCGAUUGUCGGGUAACAUCGCAAUGCAAAGCUUUCACGAUUCCGAAAACACCCAUACCGGGUUCAAGCUCCGCACCGGUUGAAGCGGAGAUUGAUGGUCCGCUUGAGGAUCUGAAGGAUCAGGUUCUUGUGUUUAAGUAUAAGGGGAAAGUUCAUGCUAUUGAUCAUCAAUGUCCGCAUUCCUCAUUCCCACUGUCGCAGGGAAGCCUGUUUGACAUUGAGGAUUUUGGGAUCACGCUGAGUGCGGGGAUAACGUGCCCUAAGCAUGAUUGGUCGUUUGAUCUUUUCUCUGGGCAGGCGGAUCGGGGCAAUUACAAGCUCAAGGUUUGGGAGGUGCAGUUGCGGGAUCUGUCUGAUCCGAAGGAGGGUGGGGAUGAUGAGAAGGAGGUUUGGGUGAGACGCAAGCAGCGGAUUGGGUAAUUGGAAGGAUUGGUUGGUUUUGUUUGUUAGAGUCCCCGUUUAGAUUUUAUGGUAUGGUUGGCGGUAUAGGCACCGCCAGAAUGAUGCUUGGGCUGGACCCAAGAAGCUCAUGCGCUGGUGAAUGGAGUGUCCGCUGCAGAAGAAUGAUUAUGUUCGCAUAUGCUGGGGUUGGGAGCUGCAAGCGAGAUCUCUAUUCUAUAACGUCUGACUAGAAUGCUUUUUUAAUAGAC
Molecule: messenger RNA, 829 nt
Organism: Aspergillus neoniger CBS 115656
Lineage: Eukaryota; Fungi; Ascomycota; Eurotiomycetes; Eurotiales; Aspergillaceae
Product: Rieske (2Fe-2S) protein
Exons: 2
Coding region: 75-599 (174 amino acids)
Molecular function (GO): 2 iron, 2 sulfur cluster binding
Source: RefSeq, a predicted model, not a curated record